Messenger RNA from Sitodiplosis mosellana (orange wheat blossom midge), 9044 nucleotides. Its product is annotated as transcriptional regulator ATRX-like. Bases 945 to 8252 code for a protein of 2435 amino acids. The record is from RefSeq and is a predicted model, not a curated record. Lineage: Eukaryota; Metazoa; Arthropoda; Insecta; Diptera; Cecidomyiidae. Gene Ontology annotation, molecular function: ATP binding; ATP-dependent chromatin remodeler activity; ATP hydrolysis activity. The transcript has 16 exons. Gene Ontology annotation, cellular component: nucleus.
CAAACAAAACACAUCGUUUUUUUUCUUCAUUCAUUUACGACGAAAACUGAUUGGUUUAAAGGUUACAAAAAUCCUCACACAUUUGUGUGCGAAGACAUUAAGGCGAGGAACAGAGUCAGUAGUGCACACAUUAGCAGCAGCCGAAGUUCUUUUUUUUUUUUGUAAGAAAAUCGAAGAAAAAACCCAAUUGGAUAGAAGAAAAAAAAAACAUCACGACAUACACGACUCAAGACGACCGAUAUAGAGUGAAAAAAAAAAUGAAAAUGAAGUAAAGAGACAAGAGAAAAUGAAAUGUGAAAAAUAAAAAUCCCAUACAAUUGAAAAUCGGAAUAGCUAAGAAUAUGGUGGCAGCAAAUUUGUGUCUAGGAUUGAGCAGUAACUUCUAGAUCGAUAUAAUUAAUAAGUGAAUUUGUUAAGUGAGUGCUCAGUUUGUGAGUAAAACGAUAUAAAUUACCAGAACGAGGGAGAGAACGAAAAUUAAUAGGUUAGGGCAAACGGGAGAGAAGAUGUGUUUUUAUUUAACAAUCGUGUGCUGUGAUUUAUUGUGAGGUGAUUCUAAUUGCAGUGUGUCAUUUUUCUAACACGAAUCGUAAAAAUUUCGAAUUCUAUCGUUUGUGUGUGCAGAAAAUUAUGAAAGAAAUUUAAUGAUCGGCUACCGCUUAAAUUCACAAACUCUUGAUCAAAUUCAAUCACAACACACAGUCAAAGAUUUCCUGGCAAUUCCGUAUGUACGUGUGUUUAGAUGCUGCUGCUGCUUGCCCGCUUCUGCUAUUGCACUUUUCUUGUGCAGUGCGAUAUUGCUGGGAGAGACAGAGAAUUUACUGCUUAAAUUGAACAAAAAUCCAAACAAUUUGUGUUGGACAUUUGUUCGCACCGAAUUGAACGGAGAUUCAUUCUCCGUUCAUUUGAAAUAAAAUCAAACUGAAUUGUUCUCAAUAAAAAAAAUGAACAGGAAAAAAGUGAACGGUCCGGCUGCAAAAGGGAACGUACAGUCUUUACAAAUCAAAGGAAAAAAUGAAUGUGACAACAACAGUAACAGUACCGAUUCUUUCGAUAUGAAUGAGUUUAAGUCGACUUCCCUCACGAAGAAAUACAGUGUGCAAGUACACAAAAACAAUGCCGAUCUAAUGGCUGAACUCAAAAGUAUCAACAUCAUGGGCGAUGAAUCGGAUGUCGAAAUGAUUGAACCGAAUACCGAACAGAAUGGCUUGAGUGUUAGUGCAAACGGUUCGAAAGUCAUAAGUGUUAGUACAAACGGCUUGAACACAACACACUCAAGCGAUGAUCGGGCCAACGGUGAAUUUGAAUGCGACAAACACGAACGCAUAUUGGCUUGGGCGCAAAGUCAAUCACAAAACUUGUCGAUGUGCGUUGCAUCGGUGCUGUCAGAUCAUGAUUAUUUGUCACAAGAGCACCUUCUCGGCAUAAUUGCAAGCAACGAAGAGAAUACCGAAUUGGACAAUCAACGCGAAAUGAACAGUAGCAACGCUGCCAACGGUGAAAAAGAGCACUCCAAAGAACAGAAUGGUGACGUAGAAAAGGGAAGCACUAAUAUUCAAAAUGAAACGAAUGGCGCAACAACAACAACAACAACAACAACAACAACAACAACGACGAUGGCGACGCAUUCAAGCAACGAAAAGCUAACCUCAAUCAAUGUCGCUGAUUUGGAUAGCAUUUUGAAACAACUCACCAGCAGCAAAGAACGUGCACAAAGUUUAUCUUUACUCGAACAAAUCGAAGAAAAGGCGAAACAAUUGAGAGCACAACUCAACGAUGAUGCACAGACCAAAAAAGCCACCGAAAAUAAAUCGACCGACACCAGUCCAGAAUUUUCACCAGGCCAUUCCGAACCAUUGGAAUAUUAUGGCGGCAUCAAAUUUUCCACGCAAAGCAGCCCCGAUGAUGCCAAAGAGAGUGAAGGUAAUAGGGUGCUUGAAUUGCGAUCCGAAUUAAAAGCCGUUGAUGACAUUGCCAAUCGAGUUUCGAUCGAUGCCACAUCAAUUCGAACGAAAUUAACGGACAUUGAAAGUCAAUCCGAAGCUGAACGCGCACAAACAAUUGAGAAAUUGCGUGAAAAUCUGGCACUUCUCGUUGAAGAUAUGGCUCAAGAGCUCACAAAAAUGGCAAUAAAACUCAAUCCCAGCAAAGCAUCCGAAUCAUCUGCUCAGAAGGCACGAGACCGAAAGUCAAAGAGCCGAUCGUUGAGUGAUUCAAGUGAUGUGGACAGUGAUCAAAGUAAGUCACGAAGAAAAUUGCGCAAAUUGAAACGCCGUCGAAAAUUACCGAAAAGCCAAGCGGGACAUUUGGAUUCAACGACAGAUCUGAGUUCACACUCUGAGGAUAUGGCGGACAAAGGCACAAUGAAUGUGAAAGAUGAACCAUUUGUCAUUUCACAAAACAUUGACGAUCUCAUGAAUGGAAAUGCAAGCAACAGUGCCAACGAAUCGAUUCGGAAGGAAAACGAUUUCCUCGGUUUUGACAACGAUGAUGAUGAUGGUGCUGAUGGAUUUGAAAUCGGUAUCAAGACUGAGUUGAACGACACAUUAGGAAGCGGCAAAGAUGCGAGUGAAAGCAACAACGGCCCAGACGACAAGGAUGCCGACAGCGAUGAAAGCACAGAGAUCAUCGAUCAAAAUAAACAAUCCCAAGUUGGCACGGAGCAGCCAACCGAAAACAGUGCAAUAGCAAAUAUGGAAGUCGAUGCGGAUCGUUCAUCGAGUGUGGCGAGUGAUAAUAAUGACGAUUUGCUUGACGAUGAUGAAGACGAAGAUGAGGAUAUUCGAAAACUUUGCGAUUUUUCAUCGAUUGCAAGCAAGCGAAUCGCAUCGACAAAUGCCGCUGCUAAGGUGAAUGGAAUCGUUGAGCCGAAAAAACCGGAACCGAAGAAAAAAGCACCAAAAGAAGAUGGAUUGGAAAAAAUUCUAGCCGAUUCGCUAGACACCGAAAGAAUGGGUGGAGACAGUGAAGAUGAGAAAUCGGAUGGCGAGGAAUAUACGGAGGAGCAUUUUUUGAAAGAACAAAACGAGCAAUAUAAAGAGCAACUUUUGCUCACAAGUGAUUCAGAACUGGGCUCCGAUUCGGAUCGAAGAGUUAACGGCGAUUUUGACUCUGAAUCAGAUUUUGAUCGAUCAUCCAACUCGAAUCAGUCACUGGUGUCGAAAUUCUUGGCCGAUGAAUCAAAAGAAAGUGGUGAAAAUUCGCCGAACGAAGCAAAGAAAGAGGAAAAGCCAAAGGAGAAAAAGAAGUCGGCCGAUUCAGAGAAGCAAGCAAAGACCAAAGAAUCAUCACCGAAUAAAAAUGCGUCCGAAAAAAAUGAUCAAUUCGAUGAAGAAUUGGAUGCCAGUGAAUUCGAAUUUGACGAGAGUGAGUCGGGAAGUGUUUCGGAAGCACCGAGAAAGUCCAAGUCAAUGGUCGGAAAAAAUGUGUUUAGCAACAUUGAAAAGGAGAAACACAUUGUGAUCCCAAGCGAUGAGGACGAUGGUAGCGGCAGUGAGUCGAAGAAAAAACGAACAAGUGAUAAACGAAAAAGUGAUGCUGAUUCAAGUGAAAAGGAUUCUGACAUCCUUGACACCACCAUGUUCAAAUCAAAUAAAAAAGACUACACACACAAUCAACUGUCGAGGCGAUUGCAAGCAAGCCAAAAUAAGCAGAGCACAUCCCGAAACUCGCCGGAAUGCAUCAGCGUUAGUUCGGAUGAUUUUGAAAUGGAACCUCCAUCGGUCGAGAAGAAAAAUGGCAACAACAACGACGAUGAUGAUGGCGAGGAAAAGGAGAAACGAGUCAAACGAAAGUUGCUGAGCCAUGAUCAAUUGGCCGACGACACAAAAUUGGCUCAACGUGAAGAAUCGGAUCGCAUAAAAAGAUUGGAUAAGAAAAACGAACGGCUAUCACAGUACAUGGAAUCUCAACGACAAACACAAGCCGAAUCACAAGAAGAUAUUGAUCCAAAUGCAGUGGUAUUGGAUUUCGACACGAAAAAAAAUGAAAAAAUCGUUGUUCAUGCCGAAAUUACGAAGCACUUGAAAGCACAUCAAGUUGAAGGUAUCAAGUUUAUGUACGAUUGUUGCUAUGGAAGUGUCGACAAUUUGGAAAAAUACCCGGGUUCUGGAUGUAUAUUGGCCCAUUGCAUGGGUCUUGGAAAGACACUACAGCUCAUUACAUUGCUGCACACCGUCAUAUGCUAUCCGCAAUUGAAAACCGACAAAGUACUCGUCAUUUGCCCAAAGAGCACCGUCAUGAACUGGAAAGAGGAAAUCGAACGGUGGCUUGGUAACAUCAAACACACUCGGAGGCUAAAGCUGUUCCAUUUCCCUGAAACAUCUGACAUCAACGGAAAGCUUAAGACGCUGAAAGAAUGGAGUCAAUGCGGAAAGGCUGGAAACAAACAGGCUGGCUGCUUACUGUUGGGCUAUGAAGCGUUCCGAGUGCUAGUGUUUUACCAUAAAUCGAAGAAGAGCCAGCAGUUGUACACCAGCACUGAGUUAGAAGAAAUGCGCAAGAGAGUUCAUCAGUACUUGCUGGAUCCUGGAGCCGAUCUAGUCGUUUGUGACGAGGGUCAUAUGAUCAAAAACCAGAAGUCCACAACAAGCACAGCCGUCAAUCUGAUAAAGACAAGAAGACGCAUCGUCCUCACUGGCACACCCAUUCAGAACAAUCUCAAAGAAUACUAUUCGAUGGUGAACUUUAUCAAACCAUCGUUUUUGGGAACCGAUAAAGAAUUUGCCAAUUUGUACGUGAACCCCAUUAAAAACGGUCAGCACAAAGACUCAUCGAAGAGCGAAAUCAAAUACAUGAAGCAACGCUCUUAUGUGCUGCACAAAAAACUAUCGAAAUUUGUUCAAAGAAAAGAAGCAGCUUUGUUGAAAUCAUUCCUGCCGGAGAAAUACGAGUUCGUUCUGUUCAUUCCGAUGACGAAAAUACAGACGGAUUUGUAUGAAUUUUUCUUGGAAAAUCGACCAAAUCAAGAGCAAAGAGGCAAAAAUUUGAUUCCAGACUACACGGUUUUGCGAAAAAUUUGGACUCAUCCAAAAGUAUUAGAAAAUGCAUACUUAAAUGCAAUUCAAAACAAGACCAAAGUGAAGCCAACCGUAACCGCUGGCAAUGACAGUGAAGAUGAUCAGCCGGAUGAUGUGUUUGACAGUCAAACGGGUCAAAUGUCUGUGACUAGCGAUUGGUGGCGAUCACAUCUCAGCAAAGAAGAUCUUGAAACCAUUUUACCGAGUAAUAAGCUGAAGGUACUGUUCGAAAUACUCGACCAAUGUCGACGCAACAAGGAGAAAUGUUUGAUUUUCUCGGCAUUCGUGGCUGUAUUGGAUGUUGUUGAAUUUUUCAUGCGUUUAAUUAAUGAACAAGAGAAAAGUGGCAACAAACCAGGGCUCGAAAAGUACCGUGGUCCAUGGGAACUUGGCAAAGAUUACUAUCGAUUGGAUGGUAAAACGGCAAAGAAUCACCGUCACAGCAUGAUCACGAAUUUCAAUGAUCCGAAAAAUGGACGAACUAGGGCAUUUUUGAUAUCGGCCAAAGCAGGCGGUCAAGGAAUCAAUCUUAUUGGUGCUAAUAGAGUAGUGUUGCUUGACACCUCAUGGAAUCCAUCAAAUGAUCAACAAAACAUUUUCCGUGUAUUCCGGUUGGGACAGAAGAAAAUUUGUUACAUCUAUCGACUUCUUUCGAUGGGCACCAUGGAAGAGAAAGUCUAUUCACGAUCAGUAACCAAACAAGCGAUGAGCUGCCGGGUCGUCGAUGAACAACAAAUCGAUCGUCACUAUAAUCUGAGCGAUUUGACGGAACUUUACAGUCUGACAAAGCCAAAUAUGCUUGAGCGACCCACACCAAAUGUACCGAAAGAUGAUUUACUCGCGCAUUUGCUUAUGAAAUUCCCCGAAAUGGUGUACAAAUACCACGAACAUGAUUCGCUGUUGGAGAACAAGGGCGAAGAGGAGUUGAGCGAACAAGAGAAAAAUGAUGCAUGGGCUGCGUACGAAGCGGAUGUUAAACGUAAGAAUGAAACGAAUAUGGGUCCAUAUAAUAAUAAUUUCGGCGGAAUGUUACCAAAUUAUUCUGGACUUGGAACGUACGCGAAUUCAUUGUUUAAUAAUUACAACAAUUUGUCGAGUCUAAAUUAUCCGUACAAUAUGUAUGGCUCAUAUAAUCCGUAUACCAGUGAUUUGAUGCGUUUCGACAAUUAUUCACAAUUUUACAAUAAUCUUAUGAAUGUUGCCGGCACAUCGAUGAGUAAUUAUAAUCCGAGUACGUCGAGUUUGUUAUCGCCAAAUCAUCCAGUGUCCGUGUCGAGUCCGUCACCGAUCAUAAACAUGAAUAGCUUUUCGACUUCGUCGCCGUCGUCGUCGUCGUCGUCGUCGCGAAAUUGGAUGCAACCGACUGCAUCAUCGUCCACCAACUACGCGAAUAAUCUUUUGUCAUCUCUCGCGCAAUCGUCUUCAUCGUCAAAGAAUAGCUAUUCGUCAUACUUAAAUAGUCUAUAUAACGCAUUAGGCACCAACAACCCACCGUCAACAGCAGCAGCGGCAGCAGCAGCAGCCGCAGUAGCAGCGAAUGCAUCGUCAUCGAAAACACCGCCACUGGGUUUGCCAGCUGCUGAUUUCAAUUCGUUACAAGCAUAUCUACAGAAGCAACACUUGUCAAAUAUGGCUGCAUCCACGAAUCCGAUUAGUAGCACGACAGCGUUGCCAAGCAGUUCGAGUGCGCAACAAGGGCCCAAUGCAAAACGUAACCCAUUGCUCACAAAAGAACUGACAAUUCCUCGCAAUCCAAUCAUGGCGAAUUCAAAAGAUAUGUUCAAUUUGCCCAUUCCGACGCCGGUCAUCACCAAAUCGGCAAUUUCACCGGGUAGCUCCAAUCAAAGCGACGCGAGUAAAUCAAGCAGCAAGAGCCCAGAUAUAUCAUCUUCCAUCGAGAAAUCCGCAUCGAAUCCAACAAAGAAUGCAGCCGUUAUUGAACCACUGAUAACCGUGAAAACAAUCAACAGCAAUGCAUCACGCGAUUCACCGGACACAACCGGAAGCAAAAAAGUGCAAAGUAAACCGACAACAUCCGUAAGUAAUGGUGUAAGUUCAAGUGUUGACAGCACAAAACAGAAAAUAAAUAACAAAAGCGCAACGACUGUGACUCCAAUUUCAUCGAAUAUGGGAAUUGUGUAUCCGCCACAAAAACCAACUCAAGACGCUUCAACAAGCAAGGGCACACCGAGUUCAGCAGCUGUUUUGAUGCCAGCCAAUAGUGCAAACGAAAAACCGUCACAGAAUUCAGUGUCGAACACAUCACAGCCAAUGCCAGCGAUCAUUCGAAAGCCUGGGCUAAAUGUAACAAAAACCGGUGAUCCAACGAAUGACGCAGUGGCAGCGAUUAACAAAAACAGAGCUCUAACAGUGACAGCGCGAAGCAUCACAUCGCCAGCAUCAAAAGUUGUUCCCGUUGCUGGUGUUAAUAACAGUAUUACAUUGAGUCCAAUUCCAAAUUCAGCCACCAAAUUCACCGGUGGCGUAACCAUCACACCGCAAGUGAGUCAAACCAAAACGAGUGGCUCAACGCAGGGUCGUACGCUCAGUCCACUUUCGAAACCAAAUUCGUCGUCUCCGAUACCCAUCGCCAUAUCGAAAAUGGCUUCUGUCAAUCAAACGAUCACCAAAUCGCCGACACCGCUAGCAAAGCCAAACGUGCUAAGUUCUCGCAAUGUGAAUACAGUAAAAACCGUUGUUUCGGUGCCGAAAACACCAAAUGCCGCGUCACCAGUUCCAAGCACCACACGCAUAUUGAACAGCAAUCAAAGCGUAUCACCAAAAAGAGUUGUACAACGAACAUCACCUGCACCCGGUUUCAAGCCGAUAAUUGCACAAACCAAAGCACAAUUACAAGCUACUCAAUUGGGAAACAAAGCGGCGAAUAAUUCGAGCAUGCAAAUCAAUCGAGUACUCACUCCGGUGAAACCAGUUCAAUCAACAGAUAAAAAUCAGUCUCUGAUGCGACCGCGAAUCAUUGGCAACCAUGCCACCUUAACCACAAUUGAUGCACGAAAGAGACCGGCUACCGAUUCCACUCCCGUUAUACUGGCAAAGAAACCAAAACCGCUGAACAGCAAUUUGAUUGCAACGAAUUCGACAGUGAGGGUUUCGCCAAAACCAACAAAUUCUUUGGCCGGCAUACGGAUCACUAAGCCAACGUCUCAACAGGUCAAUUCACAAAAGGCUAACUCACAGAUUGCCGUGCCCGUGGAAAUUGUAGAAUUGGAGUAAGAUAAAAUACUAUUAAACGAAUUUACGCAAAGCGACAAUUCGUUCGAUUCGAAUGAAUUUGCAAGCGAUUAGAAAAAAUGGUGCUUCAUCAUCAGACUUGUAUUUUAAAGAGUGAGGUGUUGCUUUGAAUGUUGAAAAAAAAAAAACAUCGAAAAGACUUGAAAUAUUAAGGAAGACGACGAAUUAACCAUAGAUACAAAUUAUUUUCCAUCUUGACUUGAGAUGACACGCCAUUGAUGUUUUUUUCCUGAAAAAGAUAAAAUGAUACAGGACCUACAUUGCAUGGGCAUUUUUAUUUGUCUAGAUACAUUUCUUCCUCUCUUUUGUUAAAAUAACAACAAGAAAUAUUCAACCGAAGAAAGAAAAAAUGAUGUAAAUGAUAGACAUUAGCUGAUAUCUGCGAAUAUUAUAUUGCUAAAAUGCCAUAACAAAAAAAAAAGCGAAAAUUUGAUUUUUGCUCCGUUUUCCGCCACAUACUUGAUUUUCUUUACUAGUUAAACAGAAGAACGAAAAAGAAAAUUCUUGCAAACAAAAGUUCCUAUCGAAUGGAAAUAUUAAUGAAAUGGUUUUUUGUUUUCCACAUAAAAAAAAAAAUCGUCAAGUGAAGAGAAGAAAACACUAAUUAGCUACUAUUUCGGUAUAAUUUGAUUUUUUUAUAAAAUGAAAAAAGAAAAUGGAAUUUCUCUGUGAGAAUGAAAAUGGUCUAAUUUAAAUUGCUAAACAGAUAAACAUUUAAUCAUAACAUAGAAUUUAAGAAUUCAGAUCAAAUAAAUGUCUAUUAACCAAUUCAAA